Molecule: messenger RNA, 1755 nt
Organism: Bathycoccus prasinos
Lineage: Eukaryota; Viridiplantae; Chlorophyta; Mamiellophyceae; Mamiellales; Bathycoccaceae
Exons: 1
Coding region: 1-1755 (584 amino acids)
Source: RefSeq, a predicted model, not a curated record
AUGAAGACUCCUCUCGUCGUUGUUCUCCUUUUCUUUUUAUUCUUUUCGUUGAAAGCGGAGCGCGUUGAAAGUGGAUUUCACGUUGAACGGGCUUCUUUUACGGUUUCUUUACCGAGCAAAUUGAAAGGGAAAUACGACAUGGCAAUCGCCAAUUUCGGUGUGCCGUUGUACGGAGCGACGUUGGUGGGAUCGUUUAAGUAUCCUAAAACUGACCAAGACGGGUGCGCAGAGUUCGACGCGAACGCAUUCAACACCAACAGUUCAUAUGGAGCAAACAUCAUGCUCUUGAACCGAGGUGAGUGCCCGUUCACGACAAAGGCGUUUUUCGCACAAAAAGCUGGAGCUGAAGCGGUAAUUAUCGUCGAUAAUAUUGCGGAGGAUUUGAUUACCAUGGAUGCUGCCGAUGAUGCGGAAUCACAAGAGUACGUGAAGAACAUAUCGGUUCCGGUUGCGUUAAUAACGGAAAGCGUCGGUGAAAAAUUUGAGGAAGAACUCUCAGCCGGCAACGCCGUCAUCGCUACCCUCAAUUGGACUGAUGUGUUACCACAUCCUGAUUCAAGGGUCGAGUACGAAAUAUGGACAGAGUUGACGGAUUCGUGCGGCGCGAAAUGCGACGCGCAGGUUGGAUUUCUCAACGAUUGGGCGCCCAUAGCGAAAGAGUUGGAAACCAAGAAUUACACCCAGUUCACGCCCCAUUAUCUCACGUGGUCGUGUCCGGAAGGGUACGAAGAUUCCGACGUUUGUCUGUCAGAAUGUAUAAAUCAUGGCAGAUAUUGUAUUCCUGAUCCAGACGACGACUUGUAUAGCGGAUAUUCCGGAGCGGAUGUUGUCGUAUCGAAUUUACGAGCUCUCUGCGCGUUUAAAGCUGCGAAUGACUCCCAAAUCCCAACAAAAUGGUGGGACUACAUCACUGAAUUUCAAUCGUCGUGUAAAAUGAGUACCGGGUUGUUCAAUUCAUACGAUUGCGCUGAGACAUCAAUGAAGCGAGCGGGUUUGGAUACUUCCUCGUGGAAAAACUGUAUAGGGGAUAUCGACGCUAAUUCUGAAAACGCUAUGAUGGAGGAGCAAAUUAUCGCGCAAUCACCUCCGAGUGAGUCCACUCGAUCUUCGGUGCGAAUAUUACCAACAGUGGUUAUAAAUGACGUGCAAUAUCGAGGUAAGCUAGCGCGCGGUGAAGUCUUGAAGGCGAUAUGCGCGGGAUUCCCCAACGAUCUCAAGCCAGAGAUGUGUAGCGAUAGUGGACUCAUAAACGAUAAGUGUGCCCAGGGAGCUGAUGGUUGGAACACUUGUCUGAGUGAUCCUAAUAAGAGCGGGGAGACAACAUGCUCGACGACGAGUGCAUUUCCAUAUUACGAGUGUAUCUGCCCGAAGGGCUUACACUCCGAGUUUUCAGAUUCAUUAAACACGUGGAGUUGCGUGUCCGUGCAACAGACUGCGCGAAGCGUCGGGAAGACGUCGACGGUUUUGGCCAGCGUUUUCUUUUCCUUGUUAGUGCUGGUCACUUGUUUGUUUUUAUUCUAUCGUUGGAAAAUGAAGCAAGUCAUGAACCAGGAGAUUCGGGGGAUUCUCAGUCAGUACAUGCCUUUGGAUGAUGACGAGAUGGAAGAGGAGGAGGACACGGCGCGCUUGAACGCUGGAAAUGAUAGUAGCAGCAUCCGAUUGGGGAGAAGUGGAUCGCCAACAGCGAUGUUUGGAGUUGAGAAUGGUAGAGGUGGUGGGUUUAACACCAGUAGGGGGGAGUUUGAUCACUUGUAA